GGGUGUUGGUCUUCACUUCUUCUUCACUGUGAACCUGAACACAUAUAUAAAACCCCUUCAACACACACACGCGAUCACUUCUCUUCGUUCUGUUCCGCAAAUCUAUGCUCUUCCAUUCAAUUCUCAAUUGAAUUUUCAAUCAAUCGAUCGAGACAUAAACCCUAGCGGGUUUGUGAUGAAGACCCCCAAAAAGCCUCGUGAAGGUCCAGCUCCGUCGCACUUUGCAGCGGCGGAGGAAUCCGGCGAAGGGUUGCCUUACGCGCCGGAGAAUUGGCCGGAAAUGGGAGACAUCUGGGGAUGGAGGACCGGCCGGAGAGUCACCAUGAACGGGACCUUUCACGACAGGUACCUGUACCUGCCGCUGCGGCUGUGCCAGCCGUCGUCGUCGGAGAACUCUGGAGGAGCGUCCACCCGCAAGAGAAAAUCGUUUCCCAGCAAGCUCGCUGUUGAACGAUACAUCAAGGAGAAUUUUCUAGAUGCUGAUGUUAAUGCGUUUUUCGCUUCAUUCACAUGGAAGAUACCUGCUGUACAAACAAACGGUAAUGUAGUGCCUAUAGCUGCUAUCCCUCUUCAACAGAUAGCACAGGUGGAAGAAUCAGACUCCAACGGCGGGACUGUCGGAUUCAUGUGCAAAGGAAGCAAUAAGAUGUGUGAUAGCCUGAAGUUGGAGGGAGUAGAAAAGGAUUCACCAGCCAUGCCUUGUGAUCUCUGCUGUGCUGAACCUCGUUUUUGCCGUGAUUGUUGCUGCCUUCUUUGCAGCAAAACUGUUAGUUCAGAUUAUGGUGGCUAUAGUUAUAUCAAGUGCCAAAUUAAUGUUGGUGGUGGGAUUUGUGGUCAUGUUGCUCACUUGGAAUGUGCACUUCGAUCUCUCUCUGCUGGCAAGGUUGGAAGAAACAUUGGGUUAGACGCAGAGUACCAUUGCUACCGCUGUGAUGGGAAGACUGAUCUCACUUCUCAUGUGUAUAAGCUUCUAAAUACAUGUGAAGAUAUUAAUUUGGAUGAAACAAUUCGGAAGAAGAUUUUAAAUCUUGGUGCUUGUCUCUUGCGUGGUUCACAGAAACCCAUUGCACAGGUGCUUCUGACUCGUAUUGAAAUGGCUAUCCAAAAGCAGUUCGAAUGCAUGACUAACCGUGAAGAUUUCUUGAAGGUGGAUGAUGAUCAUGCAACUCAUUCUGCAGGAAUGGAAAGGAGAGGAAUAAAUAUGAAGAGAAAACGAGGAUUAUUUGACAAUGGUAAUGAUGUGAUCGAAGUAGACAAUGAAAUAGGGACAAUUUCUUACAAUUCUCUACCUAAGGCACUAAAACUUGAGGCUGAGGUCGAUGAGGUUCUUCAGGCUCUUAGAAAGUCCCAAGAGUUGGAAUAUAAGGUAGCAGAAGAAAGAAUCCAAGCACAGAAGACUUAUUUACAAAACUUGUAUCAGCAACUGGAGUGUGAGAAGUCUGAAUUGGCCUGCCAAAAUUCAUCUAGUACAGAUGUCCUUGAAGAAAGAAACCAGCAGAUAAGGAAGGAAGUUGAGAAAUUUGAAGCAAUGAAAAAGGUUGCAAAUGGUUUUGCCAGGACGCCAAAAGAUAUCUUGAAGGAGCACUUUGACUUGGCAAAUGACAGAUUAGAUUACUAAAUCUUCUGUAGAUUUGACAGUUUAAAUUUUCCUAAUCUUAAGCUUUGAACUGUAUUUAUUGAAAAACCAACCUGAAUUUUUCUCUAAACAUAAAUUAUAAAUUAAUAAUCCAGUCACAUUCGACUGAGGAACUAUUACUCUA
This is a messenger RNA of Lotus japonicus, 1760 nucleotides long. RefSeq names its product protein OBERON 1-like. The record is from RefSeq and is a predicted model, not a curated record. NCBI's taxonomy places the organism in Eukaryota, Viridiplantae, Streptophyta, Magnoliopsida, Fabales, Fabaceae. The transcript is spliced from 6 exons. The coding region runs from base 176 to 1618 and encodes 480 amino acids.